AUGUCCGGUUUCGCGUAUCCGAUCUUGGCCGAGAGUGUCUGGGGCGAUUCCCAAGCCCAGCUGAGCCACGCGAUACGGGGCGGCCGAUAUUUACAAGAGGUGGCCGACGUCUACUCCACCAUAAGUCGUGGUGACAGUGUCCUCGGCAGCAACUUCCGCGACAGUGCUGCAGGCCAUAGCUACUAUGACUAUGCGGGAGGAGGAGUGGUCCACUUGGCGGGCGGUGUCGCCGCCCUGGUUGGUAAUCUCAUGGUUGGGCGACGCAUCCUGCGCCCACCAGUCAAGGACUUCUUGCCAAAGACCACGGAGUCAGCAGAGAGUAGCAACUCAGGCGACUGGGACUGCAGACUUCUCUGUCGCCCCGAGGAGAAGAACCGAGUGGGGGACAGGGAGCUUCUGACAGAGACGUGGCACAGGAGGUUUGACAACCCCGAGGAUGAUGAGAAGGAGUUCCGCGCGAACAGCUACCUCCAGAUAAUGGGCAUCUUCAACUUGUGGGUUGGUUGCUACGGAUUCAAUGCGUGCCCAGCCUUCCUCCGCAACGACCGCUCCAGCUUCGCGGAUGCAUCCUUGGCCACCUGGAACACGACGCUCGCGGCGAGCGCAGGGGCAUUGGGCGCCUUCCUCCAUCAGCAUUUGUUUCAGGAGCGCAUGGACAUCGGCUUCCUCUGCAAUGGGGUCUUAUCUGGCCUGGUUGCCAGCACUGCAUGCUGUGACGUGCUCUUCACCAUUCUGGCUACGGGAAUCGGCUUCCUCGCCGGAUUUGUCGUGUACCCUGCAGGCAGCUAUCUGUUACGCAGACUGCGGGUCGACGAUCCAGCCGACGCCAUAGCUGUGCAUGGAGGAGGCGGUCUCUUCAGCGUCACCGUCGCCGCCUUCAGUCACCCCGACUGCACCACACAUGCAGCGCACGCCCUGUGCCAUUCGGGACGUCACUGGGGCUGGCAACUUUUAGCUCAACUUCGUGGUGCUGCCGUCAUCAUCGCCUGGACCACCGCCGUGGUGACGCCGGUGUGGGCGCUCUUUCUGCUGUCUGAGACGAUUCGGUCGCUGGAGCUGGAGGAGUUGGUGGCCUUUUACGAGCGCCUUUGUGACAGCGAGCUUGGCGUGGUCUCCAAGCAGGAACCGGCCUUGCAAUCGGCCGCGCAGAGAUCUUGGAUCGUGCGGCGACUGCUCCGCCACAGCAGUGUGGACCUCCACGACUUGCGCGAGGAUGUGCUUGAUGCGAUCCACGACACCAAGACGGCUUUGGAGAUGGAGAGUCGAGUUGUGCGGCUCUUUCUGGGUAUCGCCAAAGUGCUGCGGCGGUGUCGCUUGAUUCGCGACGUCUGUCGCUUGCGACUGCGCAUCCCUCCCUUUGCCGAGCUCGUUGGCCUGGGAGCUCUGUCGAAGGAGGGCAGCACAGUCGCGGACGCCAGCCGAGGUGUCCUCUCCUCAUCUGCGGAAAGAAGCAACGAAGAAGCGGCCAUCCCACUUCGGCUCCAACUGGAGCGCCUGAACAGACAGGUGCAGAAUCAAGGUAUCCUACUCCAACGCUUGUCGCGAGGGCGACGCCACUCAGGAUGGCGCCGGAGCAAUCUUUACAGCGUUGCCGAAGUAUCGGAGCCCACUGCGCAGGAAGAAGCCAACGUCCAG
Molecule: messenger RNA, 1635 nt
Organism: Symbiodinium sp. CCMP2456
Lineage: Eukaryota; Dinophyceae; Suessiales; Symbiodiniaceae
Source: the annotation of a GenBank genome assembly